Messenger RNA from Maylandia zebra (zebra mbuna), 2272 nucleotides. RefSeq names its product family with sequence similarity 168 member B (gene fam168b). The record is from RefSeq and is a predicted model, not a curated record. NCBI's taxonomy places the organism in Eukaryota, Metazoa, Chordata, Actinopteri, Cichliformes, Cichlidae.
UUAAUUUGUAUACCACGUGACACCACGGAAGUGACGCGGGGUGCUCAAAAGAGUUAAGCAAAGCAUCUGGGAGCAAAACAGCAGUUAGCUUUAUUUCAUUUUAACCCACAAGACCGGAGAAGGUGAUUAACUGACGGUCAAAGCAGCUAACACAUCUGCAAGUAGACAGCCACAAUGAACCCAGUAUACAGCCCUGCACCAACAGGGGUCCCCUUUACCAACACUAAGGGUAUAGGUUAUCCAGCUGGAUUUCCUCUAGGAUACGCAGCGGCUGCUCCAAUGUACACUCCCAACAUCUACGCAGGAGCAAACCCAGGCUUCCCUAACGGCUAUGCUCAAAGUGCUCCCUUCAAAGUGUCCUGCUCUCCCAGCACAGGGACCGUCCCACCGUACUCAUCCUCCCCAAACCCCUACCCAACUGCUGUGUACCCUGUCAGGAGCACCUACCCCCAACAGAACCCCUAUGCACAGGCACUAAUACCUUCACAACAACAAGGCCCUUACUACACACAGGCUCUGUAUGCUCCACCGCCUCAUGUCAUCCAUCACACGACAGUGGUCCAGCCCAAUGGGAUGCCUGCAGCAAUGUAUGCCCCGCCUAUCCCUCCUCCCCGCAACAACGGUGUCGCCAUGGGCAUGGUAGCCGGCACCACUAUGGCCAUGUCAGCUGGAACUUUGUUGACAACUCCAUCACCAGCGCCCGUCGCUCCCCACCCAGUCACGAUGCCCACAUAUCGGCCUCCUGGCACACCCAGCUACAGCUACGUGCCCCCGCAGUGGUGAAGAGAGAGAAGUGUCCGGAAGAUGGUAGAUAUGCAUUCACACUCCAGUGUUUUUCUCUCGUGGUGACGACCUGCCCCGCCCUGGCAGCGUCCGCUACCAAUUCUUCUUCUUCCAGCAUAAUGUGAAUCUAAAACCCAACUACAUAGAGUCCCAUUUGGAUAAGCAGGGGGUGACAAAUAGGCCCAUCCCCACAACCCCUAUUAAUGGAAUAAGGCUGCAUUCCAUACCCCCACACCCCCACCCCCUCAACGCCAGCACCUCUACAAACCUGCUGCAUAUCUCACAUCAAACUGCAAAGCCUCCAUGCAAACUCUAUGUGGACUCUCAUGCAGGUUUUUAUAGCUUAAAUUCGUAUGUAGUGAAAAAGGAGUUUGGAAUAGUUUUUUUCUCUUUAAUUUGGGGGAUUAAAUAUGAUGUUGAAUGCAUGUGUAUAUAUAGAUUUACAAAGUAAUGCUAGCUCAAUUCUCCCUGCUGUGACAGAUGCAAAUUCAAUAAAAGGCACAAAUCCAAAGGAACUAAGAAGAAAAAAAAAAAGAGUAAUAAUCUGCAAUGCUGAAUCACCAGUGACUAUGUCUUAAAUGUGAAAGAAAAAAAACAGACGAGAAACGUUUAUUCAUGCAAAAACAUACCUGCGCCGUCCAUCACGGGCCAAACUGUACUAUUUUUCACCGCUUUGUGUUUAGGUAAGUGGUUUUUAUCGUUUUCUUUCAGUGAUGCAGUGUUUGCAUAAUGUCUUACCAUUUUUGUAUUGUAGGAACAAAAGAUGGGACUUUGAGUUUGUGCCUCUGUGACUGGUGGCCAUUCCAACACUUUUACUUUUUCUGGCCUGUUAAACUUUCUUCUUUUUCUUUUAAACAAAUGGUGUUUCAGUUUCUUUUUUUCCCCCAAAAGUCUGAAGCUGCUCUUGCUUGGGUGAUAUAUGAUGUAUUCACUUAUUUUAGCCAGAAGUGUUCUUGGUGGGGAACAAGUAUAGGAAGUUAUUAGAAGUCAAUUGCACCCAUUUAAUAAGAGUGGAUGAGCAGGAAGUGUGUGUGUGUGUGUGUGCGCAUGUGUGUGAAAGCGGGACUCGAACGGAAACCAUUCUGAAUGGUGCCAUACAGUGCAACAUGCUUAGAAUUUUAGACUUACAUGUCACUCUAAUGAAUUUACUCUUAGGCAGAUUUGAAGCACUACAUCAUUAAAUCACCGCUCAACGUGGACAUGUUAGGGCACCGUAAUGAUAUUAAACUCCAUUUGUGAAUAGCACUACUGAAUGAAGGCACUAAUUCCAAACGGUUUGUAAAAGAUAUUUGACUUUUUCCGACAUCGCUCGCUGUCUUACCUCAAGUCUCCAGGCUAAAAAUCCACCAAUGUCACUGUUUCAGACAUGCUUUUCUAUGUUGCCUCGGUCACCUCAGUUAAACAUGUUUUGUAAAUGUUAUUUUUGUGACUUUGGUUGCUGUUUUGUAUUCUAAAGAAAGACCAAAAAUAAAAACAAAUAUAAGAAUAA